UAGCGCCUGUUGAGUAGGCUCGAGACUUAGAGGGGCAGUUGGAAGGACUUGACAAGGAUGCAGUGCUUUUACACCAGCGGAGGUUGAUGAAAGAAAAAGCUUGUGAAUCAUGCUAUGAUCGAGAACCCGUAAACUGAUGAAGAAGGAAAACGGAAGAUGUAAAGGGUGUGGCAAUUUGAAGGAAGACAUAAAAAAACGGUUUGAUGAAGAGUUAAAUACGUUGAUACUUUUAGGAAUGAUAUGGAUUAUUCCUGGAAUGCAAAUCCGAAUUUUACCCAGAUGACAAUAAAUUGACAACAUGGGAUUCAUCAGAGAAAAGGACUCCCUGACCACUUGAAAGCAAAUAAAUACUGUAAGCGCUACGUUUAACCUGGAAUUUAGUUAAAACGUUAUUGAAUUUCAGAAGCUUAUCCAGUAAGCACGGGCAAAGAGCAAUAUGCAUCUUGGCAAAGCGCUUCUGUUUUUCCUCCUUUGGAACUGUGUGACUAUGACGUUGUCACUGUCCACAUGCACCACUGUGGACAUAGACCACAUCAAGAAAAAGAGAGUAGAGGCGAUCCGAGGACAGAUUCUCAGCAAACUAAGACUGACAAGUCCGCCACAAACGGUGGGUCCAAAUCAGGUACCAUUUCAGGUGCUGGCCUUGUACAACAGCACGAAGGAACUGAUUGAGGAGUUGGGCAGAGACCGACAGCAAAGCUGUGGACAGGAUAACACAGAAACCGAGUACUACGCCAAAGAGAUUUACAAGUUCAACAUGAUCAAUGGCCCUUCGGAAAACAAUGACCUGCCUUACUGUCCUAAGAGCCUCACCUCCAAGGUGUUCCGCUUCAAUGUCUCCGCCAUGGAGAAGAACUCCACCAACCUGUUCCGUGCGGAGUUCCGCGCCCUGCGUGUUCCAAACCCCAGAGCCCAGAGGAACGAGCAGAGGAUUGAGCUGUACCAGAUUCUCAAACCAGACAACCCCAUCGCCAAGCAGCGCUACAUCGGAGGCAAGAACGUCCUGACCAAAGGAACACCUGAGUGGAUCUCCUUCGACGUCACAGAGACGGUCAGAGAGUGGCUCAUGUACCGGGACACCAACCGGGGUCUGGAAGUGAGCGUGCACUGCCCCUGCCACACCUUCAGUCCCAACGGAGACAUCCUCGACAACAUCAACGAGGUGCUGGAGGUCAAGUUCAAAGGCGUGGACGGAGACUACGAGGAUCCGAUCCGCCUGGACAUGAGCCGCCUGAAGAAGCAGAAGGAGCAGCUGUACCCCCACCUCAUCCUGAUGAUGCUGCCUCCCCACAGGCUGGACACCCACACCUCCCGCAGGCGCAAGCGGGCGCUCGACACCAACUACUGCUUCUCUAACUAUGAAGAGAACUGCUGUGUGCGUUCCCUCUACAUUGACUUCCGCCAGCACCUGGGUUGGAGGUGGAUCCACGAGCCAAAGGGAUACUACGCCAACUUCUGCUCCGGGCCCUGUCCCUACCUGCGCAGCGCCGACACCACACACAGCUCGCUGCUGAGCCUGUAUAACACCCUGAACCCCGAGGCGUCUGCCUCUCCCUGCUGCGUGCCCCAGGACCUGGAGCCCCUCACCAUCCUCUACUACGUGGGCCGCACCCCCAAGGUGGAGCAGCUCUCCAACAUGAUCGUCAAGUCCUGCAAGUGCAGCUAGGGCCCGAGGCCCCGGAGCCAGGAGCUGGCGGAGGCCCAGCACAGGGGGGGGAGGGGGGGUGGCAGGGGGGGCGGGGUGGCAAGCAGCCCCCUCAACGGGUGCCUCUAUCCGCCCUCACACCUAUCCACCCCCCUACCCCCGCCUCAGUCCUUAGCCCUGCAGGGAGACGCAGCCCACUACUUUACCCACAAUCCCUGGCUGUAUGGUCAUGUGACCUUUUCCAACACCACUCCCCUAAUCUGCGACCUCAAAGCCAUCAGAACUUUGUAGUGGCCUGAAAAAAAAUUUUUUUUUUACCUCACAAUUUUCCUCAUAGUUGUUUUAUAAUUCAGCAUUUUGAACUGCUUAUACAUCUUUGCCACAGGCAUUCAAAGACAACCUUUGACCUGAGGAAAACAACUGACCUCCUACUCACCAUGACCACUGCUUCCUCCAGGACAGAAGGCGGCUGCAGUAGAACAGAGCCUGACUGAUAAGGUGGUCUGGACUCAAGCAUGCGUCGCUGUGGGUACACACACCUGUGUUUUGUAAAGCAAGCCAUCAUGUUGACUGGAGGGCAUAGUCCUCAGCGCACAGCAGACAGACUCGUCCCUGCUGGAUUCUAGCGCUGCGUUCAGUUCCCCUGUUCAUCUAGGACUCAUGCUGGACUGGAUACAGAAUAUCUUAGGAAAAAAAAUACAAAAUGCUGGAAAACAACUUUAUUCAAAAUCGUAUUUUCAUGUUUACCUCUGUAAUGCAACAGAGUCAUGUUUUAGGGAUUAUUAGGGAUCAUCUUAAAUGAGGAAGACUUUUCUGUUAUACAUGAUGAUGUAUGUCACAAAGUGAACACUUCACUAGAUCACAAAACUGUAAAUGUUUUUGUUGCUAUUACUCUUAAAUCACGUUUCUUUUUUAAUUAAAAA
Osmerus eperlanus (European smelt) is the source of this 2568-nucleotide messenger RNA. RefSeq names its product transforming growth factor, beta 3 (gene tgfb3). The record is from RefSeq and is a predicted model, not a curated record. Bases 437 to 1666 code for a protein of 409 amino acids. Gene Ontology annotation, cellular component: extracellular region. The transcript has 7 exons. Gene Ontology annotation, biological process: regulation of cell population proliferation; transforming growth factor beta receptor signaling pathway. Gene Ontology annotation, molecular function: transforming growth factor beta receptor binding; growth factor activity; cytokine activity. Lineage: Eukaryota; Metazoa; Chordata; Actinopteri; Osmeriformes; Osmeridae.